AUGAGUGGUCGGUUUUCUCGGUCCAUCUAUGUUGGUAACUUGCCUGGUGACAUUAGGGAGUCUGAGAUUGAAGAUCUCUUCUACAAGUAUGGCCGCAUAGUUGAUAUUGAGUUGAAGGUUCCACCUCGUCCUCCGUGUUACUGCUUUGUUGAGGCAUGUCUCUUUUUUGAGCAUCCUCGGGAUGCUGAAGAUGCAAUCGAUGGUCGUAAUGGCUACAACUUUGACGGCUGUCGCUUCAGGGUUGAGCUUUCCCAUGGUGGUCGAGGACAGUCUUCAGGUGAUCGUCGUGGCGGUGGUGGAUAUCGUGGUGGGGGUGGUGGCUAUGGAGGUGGAGGUGGUGGAUAUGCCCGUUUUGGUGUCUCAAGACACUCUGAAUUCAGAGUUAUUGUACGUGGGCUCCCAUCAUCUGCUUCAUGGCAAGAUUUGAAGGAUCAUAUGCGGAAAGCUGGUGAUGUGUGCUUUACUGAGGUCACUCGAGACAGUGAUGGAACUUAUGGUGUUGUUGACUACACCAAUUAUGAUGACAUGAAGUACGCGAUAAGGAAACUUGAUGAUACAGAGUUCAGAAACCCCUGGGCUAGAGGCUAUAUCCGGGUUAAGAAGUAUGAAAGCUCCCAGUCAAGAAGCCCAAGCAGAAGCAGGAGCCGUAGCCGAGGCCGUGGUCGCAGCCCUAGCCGCAGCGUUAGCAGAAGCAGGAGCCCAAGAAAGAAUCUGAGUAAAUCACCAAGACGUUCCCUUUCAAGAUCCAUAUCAAAAUCUAGAUCACCAUCUCCUGACAGAAAGAAGAGUCUCCCUAA
This is a messenger RNA of Eruca vesicaria subsp. sativa (arugula), 797 nucleotides long. The record is from the annotation of a GenBank genome assembly. Lineage: Eukaryota; Viridiplantae; Streptophyta; Magnoliopsida; Brassicales; Brassicaceae.